Metarhizium robertsii ARSEF 23 is the source of this 1185-nucleotide messenger RNA. RefSeq names its product Zinc finger, GRF-type. The record is from RefSeq and is a predicted model, not a curated record. Gene Ontology annotation, molecular function: zinc ion binding. Lineage: Eukaryota; Fungi; Ascomycota; Sordariomycetes; Hypocreales; Clavicipitaceae. Bases 1 to 1185 code for a protein of 394 amino acids. The transcript is spliced from 2 exons.
AUGGCAUCGUCUGCAACUCCGCGUAGGCGACGCUACAAAGAUACGCCUUCUACGUCGGUGUCGCAUUCCGAGGCGGAGGAAUUGCCUUCCUCGGAGAAGAAACGGCUCGAUGGUGUCUGGCAGGAUGGCCUGUGGUGGUGUAACUGUGAUCCUCGCAAGAAAGCCGUACUGCGUGAGGUGAAGAAAGAAUGCGCCAACAAGGGCAGACUUUUCUGGACCUGUGAAACACAUCGUCGUCUGUCUUGCAACUUUUUUCUAUGGAGAGAUGAUGCUGUCGUUCGAGAAUCCAGCUUCGCCCCUGGGUCCGACGUCGACGUGGACAACCGGGCUGUACCAGCAAGACCCAAGACCCCAACCUUUACUCAAAGGCCUCUGGAGUCCUAUGGGAUUCAAGCUACACCGUCAUCUCGGCGAUCUGGAAUCUUGGGAGGCGUAAAUAAGACCUCCAAAGCGGCUGAUUCCAGCCCAACAAGCACCCAUAGGACACGAGAAACGCAGGCAUUAGCAUCAAAGGCCAGUCCCGCUACUCCUAGCUCAAAGAGGAAGAGGAACCCGAAUGAUUCUUGGGACCAGGACGAGGACGAGUUCACGGACCUGGAUUCGGAUGUGGAGCGUCAAUUGGCCGAGAUUACGGACAAGAGUGUCCAAAUGGCCACUCCGCGCCGCUCCUCAGACGACGUAUUUGCCACACCUUCCACAAAUCGUCGUACCACUGUCAUCGUUGGCGGCUUGCCCACACCAUCUGUGUCCAGAACGUUGUUCCCUGCGUCGGAAGCAAAACGUUCCAAGGAGGUGUCAUUUGAGGAGCCGACGUCCUCCGGUACGCUGAAGACACCGUCCAAGACGCUAUCCUCAGACUCGAGCUUUAGCCUUGUCUCUCCCUCAAGUAGUCCCCACGGUGCCAGCACUCAGGACGUGACAGAGAAUGUCAUGGCGCUGUUGAGUCGCCAGAAAAUUGACCCAGCUGUUCUUCAAUCUGUGCAGGAGCUACUAUUGAUGUCAGCCCGGAAAUCCAAGGGUAUUUCCAAGGGUAGAGAUUCAGCGCGCGCAGCACUCAAAGGGAAAGACAAGAAGAUUUCUCAACUACAAGAGAAGAUACGGGACCUGGAGAAUCAAGCUGCGUACAAUCACAAGAGAAUGACUGAUAUGAAGGCACAGUUGAUACGACUUUACGAAGAAAACUAA